Messenger RNA from Cuscuta campestris, 1110 nucleotides. The record is from the annotation of a GenBank genome assembly. Lineage: Eukaryota; Viridiplantae; Streptophyta; Magnoliopsida; Solanales; Convolvulaceae.
CUACCUCCGCAAACCCUACUACUCAAGGCGAGGGGGAGAGAGGGGACAUUCCACAGUUGUGUCUCUAUAUCGAAAACCUCUCUGGCGAAAAUGGCAGGAGCCGCGACAUCCCUUUUCCGUUUGGUUCGAUCUCAGGCCACUCAUUUCAGCUCCUCCAACUUUCGAUCAGGUUUUCAUCAGGCGACCUAUGGGACCUUGUCUCAUGCACAUGUCAAAGCAGCUUGCAAUUAUGGAAGGGAGAAUGCUGCUAUUCAGAAGAGGUGGUUAUCUAAAUCCACUUCAGCAGAAGAGGAUAACAAGAUAAGUAUUGGACCUCAAAAGGGGAAUGAUGAUGCAGGGAAGGGUGAAAAAGACGCGGGUGUUGUAUACUACGGUCCAAUAUCAAGCACCAUCAAGAAAGUGAAGCUUCUCUCUUUGUCAACCUGUUGCCUCUCCGUGUCCCUAGGGCCGGUGAUAACAUUCAUGACAUCACCAGACAUGAAUGUGAUCCUAAAGGGAGCGGUGGCAUCUUCGGUAAUCUUCUUGAGUGCUACCACCACCGGUGCUCUUCACUGGUUUGUGAGCCCUUACGUUCACAAACUCCGGUGGCAGCCUGGAUCAGACUGUUUUGAGGUGGAGAUGAUGUCAUGGCUGGCCACGCUCAUCCCGAGGACUAUUCAGUUUGCAGAUAUCAGGCCACCUGAGACCAACAGACCGUUUGUGACAUUUAAGGCGAACGGGAAUUUCUAUUUUGUUGAUGCGGAGCACUGCCAUAACAAGGCAUUGUUAGCAAAGUUGACACCAAAGGGAGCACCUCACGGUUCAGCUCUGAAGAACCUGUGAUGAGAACAACCACUUCAGUUCACCCGGUGGUCUCUUUUUCUUGGGCGGUAUGUCCUUUUUUUUUCUCUGUUUUCUUCGUGCCCGACCGACUCAUGGAACUGAUUUUUGAAAGGAGAGGAGAAGUAAUGUAGAAACAUUGGAAUAAUCUCACUGCAUUGUAGCAAGAGCUUAUUUGCUUGGAGUUUAAACUCCACCAGAGCUUAUUUCUUGUGUUCCCAGUGUUAGAUGGUUCUGUGUGAGUGGAUAUUUUCUAUAUAAACAAGGGCAAGAUAUGGGCUUAGACACAUG